AUGACGGUGUUCAGGCAGGAGAACCUGGAGGAGCACUACGAGACCGGCGACGAGCUGGGCAGUGGGCAGUUUGCUGUAGUGAAAAAAUGCCGUGAGAAGAGCACUGGUCAGCAAUUUGCAGCAAAAUUCAUCAAGAAAAGGAGAACAAAAUCCAGCCGUCGAGGAGUAAGCCGGGAAGACAUUGAGCGAGAAGUGAACAUACUAAAAGAAAUUCGACAUCCGAAUGUGAUCACACUGCAUGAUGUUUAUGAGAAUAAAACAGAUGUCAUUCUUAUUCUGGAACUUGUUGCAGGUGGAGAGCUCUUUGACUUCUUAGCCGAAAAAGAAUCUCUCACAGAAGAGGAAGCCACAGAAUUUCUCAAACAAAUACUUAAUGGUGUUCAGUAUCUCCAUUCUCUGCAAAUUGCCCACUUUGAUCUUAAGCCUGAAAAUAUAAUGUUGCUGGACAGGAAUGUACCGAAGCCUCGAAUCAAGAUUAUUGACUUUGGUUUAGCACACAAAAUUGACUUUGGAAAUGAAUUCAAAAAUAUUUUUGGAACACCGGAGUUUGUUGCUCCAGAAAUAGUAAAUUAUGAACCUCUUGGUCUUGAAGCAGAUAUGUGGAGUAUUGGUGUAAUAACUUACAUUCUUUUAAGUGGUGCAUCACCAUUUCUUGGAGAAACCAAACAGGAAACGUUAGCAAAUGUGUCUGCUGUGAACUAUGAUUUUGAGGAGGAAUUCUUCAGUAAUACUAGUGCCCUAGCUAAAGAUUUUAUACGAAGACUUCUAGUCAAGGAUCCAAAGAAAAGAAUGACUAUCCAAGACAGUUUAUUGCAUCCUUGGAUCAAGCCUAAAGACACCCAACAAGCACUUAGUAGAAAAGCAUCUGCAGUGAACAUGGAGAAAUUCAAAAAGUUUGCAGCACGACGAAAAUGGAAACAAUCAGUACGCUUAAUAUCCUUGUGCCAAAGAUUAUCAAGAUCUUUCUUGUCCAGAAGUAACAUGAGUGUUGCUAGGAGUGAUGAUACUCUGGAUGAGGAAGAUUCAUUUGUGAUGAAAGCUAUUAUUCAUGCCAUCAAUGAUGACAAUGUUCCUGGAUUACAGCACCUUCUGGGAUCUCUGGCAAAUUACGAUGUCAAUCAACCCAACAAGCAUGGAACACCACCUUUAUUAAUCGCUGCUGGCUGUGGAAAUAUUCAGAUGCUUCAGUUGCUUUUAAAGCGUGGAUCUCGUAUCGAUGUUCAAGAUAAGGCUGGAUCUAAUGCAAUCUACUGGGCUUCUCGACAUGGUCAUGUAGAAACACUGAAAUUUCUUAAUGAGAAUAAGUGUCCUUUGGAUGUCAAGGAUAAGUCUGGAGAAACAGCUCUCCAUGUUGCAGCUCGGUAUGGGCAUGUGGAUGUGGUUCAGUUUCUCUGUAGUGUUGGAUCCUAUCCAGACUUUCAAGACAAGGAGGAAGAAACACCAUUGCAUUGUGCUGCUUGGCAUGGUUACUACUCUGUUGCCAAAGCACUUUGUGAAGCAGGUUGUAAUGUGAACAUCAAAAACAAAGAAGGGGAGACUCCUCUCCUAACAGCAUCUGCUAGGGGUUACCAUGAUAUUGUGGAAUGCUUGGCAGAGCACGGAGCUGACCUUGAUGCAACAGACAAGGAUGGGCACAUAGCCCUACACCUUGCUGUGAGAAGAUGUCAAAUGGAAGUGGUUAAAACUCUUAUCAGCCAGGGAUGUUUCGUAGACUUCCAAGACAGACAUGGCAACACCCCUCUGCAUGUGGCUUGCAAGGAUGGGAACGUUCCUAUUGUGAUGGCACUCUGUGAAGCAAGUUGUAAUUUGGAUGUCAUUAAUAAGUAUGGAAGAACACCUCUACAUCUGGCAGCGAAUAAUGGUAUUCUUGAUGUUGUCCGGUUUCUGUGUCUCACUGGUGCCAAUGUAGAAGCUUUAACCUCUGAUGGGAAAACAGCAGAAGAUCUUGCCAGAGCAGAGCAACAUGAACAUGUAGCUGGUCUGCUUGCAAGACUCAAAAAGGAUGCGCACAGAGGGCUUUUUAUUCAACAGCUCCGACACACGCAGAAUCCACAGCCCAGGAUCAAACUGAAGCUGUUCGGACAUUCUGGCUCUGGGAAGACGACCCUUGUGGAGUCUCUCAAGUGCGGCCUCCUAAGAAGCUUUUUUCGAAGGCGUAGGCCUAGGCUUUCCUCCACAAAUUCAUCCAGAUUCCCACCAUCUCCUUUGUCUUCCAAACCCUCAGUUUCAGUAAGCAUUUCAAAUCUUUAUCCUGGCUGUGAGAAUGUUAGUGUGAGAAGCCGCAGCAUGAUGUUCGAGCCAGGCCUGACCAAAGGGGUGUUGGAAGCUUUUGUCUCUCCGGCGCAUCACUCGCACUUCUCUGCUGAUGACCAGUCCACCAAGGCCAUUGACAUUCAGAAUGCCAACUUGAAUGGAGUUGGUGAUUUCAGCAUCUGGGAAUUCUCUGGGAAUCCUGUGUAUUUCUGCUGCUACGAUUAUUUCGCUGCAAAUGAUCCCACCACAAUUCACAUAGUGCUUUUUAGCCUCGAGGAGCCUUAUGAAAUCCAGUUAAACCAAGUGACCUUUUGGCUUAAUUUCCUAAAAUCCUUAGUCCCAGCUGAGGAACCAAUAGCAUUUGCUGGAAAGCUGAAAACUCCACUGCGUGUUGUUUUGGUCGCCACACAUGCUGACAUAGUGAAUCUUCCUCGGCCUGCUGGAGAAUUUGCAUAUGACAAAGACAUGUCAUUGCUAAAAGAAAUCAGAAAUAGGUUUGGAAAUGAUCUACAAAUCUCAGACAAGUUAUUUGUCUUGGAUGCUGGUGCAUCAGGGUCUAAAGAUAUGAAGCUUCUCAGAAAUCACCUGCAAGAAAUAAGAAGCCAGAUAAUUUCUACAUGCCCACCUAUGACUCAUCUGUGUGAAAAAAUAAUCUCCACACUCCCUUCGUGGCGAAAAAUGAAUGGUCCCAACCAGCUGAUGUCCUUGCAGCAGUUUGUAUAUGACGUACAGGAGCAGCUUAAUCCCCUGGCAAGUGAAGAUGAUCUACGGCAUAUUGCACAGCAGUUGCAUAGCAUAGGAGAAAUAAACAUUAUGCAGAGUGAAACUGUCCAAGAUGUUGUGCUUCUGGAUCCCCGCUGGCUCUGCACAAAUGUCCUUGGAAAAAUCCUGUCAGUGGAAAACCCGAAAGCCCUACAUCACUAUAGAGGUCGAUACACUAUAGAGGACAUCCAGCGUCUGGUGACAGAUAGUGACGUGGAAGAACUGAUACAGAUUUUAGAUGCCAUGGAUAUUUGUGCAAGAGAUCUCAGCAGUGGAGCAAUGGUGGAUAUUCCUGCUCUCAUCAAGACCGACAAUCUUCACAGGUCUUGGACAGAUGAGGAGGACGAGGUGCUGAUUUAUGGUGGUGUUAGAAUCGUUCCUGUGGAACACCUUACACCGUUUCCUUGUGGAAUUUUUCAUAAAGUUCAAGUAAAUCUCUGCAGGUGGAUUCAUCAGCAAAGCACAGAGGGAGAUGCUGAUAUACGUCUGUGGGUAAAUGGAUCAAAAAUUAUGAAUCGUGGAGCCGAGCUUUUAGUGUUGUUAGUCAACCAUGGUCAGGGUAUAGAGGUUCAAGUUAGAGGACUGGAAACAGAGAAGAUCAAGUGCUGUUUACUUCUGGAUUCUGUAUGCAGCACCAUUGAUAAUUUAAUGGCCACAACCUUGCCAGGCCUCCUGACUGUGAAAUACUACCUUAGCCCUCAGCAGCUGAGGGAGCAUCACGAACCAGUAAUGGUCUACCAGCCUAGAGACUUUUUCCGUGCACAAAGUCAAAAGGAGACAUCGUUAACUAACACGAUGGGGGGAUAUAAAGAAAGCUUUAGUAGCAUACUGUGUUUUGGGUGUCUUGAUGUCUACUCCCAGGGAAGUUUAGGAAUGGAUAUUCACAUUUCAGAUCUGAAUCUACUUACUAGGAGAAAACUAAGCCGACUUUUAGAUCCGCCUGAUCCCAUGGGCAAAGAUUGGUGCCUUCUGGCCAUGAACCUAGGCCUCCCUGAUCUUGUUGCAAAAUACAAUAUAAAUAAUGGAACACAAAAUGACUUUAUCUCGAGCCCAGUCCAUGCCCUCCUGCAGGAAUGGAGCAAUGCUCCGGAGAGCACUGUAGGUAUCCUAAUGUCCAAACUGAGGGAAUUGGGUCGGAGGGAUGCAGCAGACUUUUUACUGAAGGCAUCCCCUAUAUUCAAAAUAAAUUUAGAUGCUAAUGGGCAGGAGGCUUACGCAUCAAGUUGCAACAGUGGCACAUCUUACAAUUCGAUUAGCUCUGUUGUGUCGCGAUAAGAGCAGGUGUUUUGCAUGGACAGUAUCUUUUUAAACUGCAGAAAGGAUAAAGGAUACAGUAUAGGAGGCUCUUUCCACUUUCAGUUAUGGUAUAUUACAUCAAAGGGGCUUUAUCCUUCUUCUGCACCACCUUUUUGUGUAGAAUCUUUCUACUUUUAACUGUGAAUUGUUGCUCUUUAUUUUAGCUAUUAAAAAGGCUGGUGUACUUCUGGUAUUUCAAAAUUAUACUAUGUGCUGCUUAAUACUGCCAUUUUAACUGGGACGUCUAACUUUUGAAUGACAUAUUAAAAAUGUUUUAUUAAAAAAAAAAGAAAAAAAAAAUCAGUUCUCCUCCAAAAACGAAGAGGGAGAGAAAUAGCACAUAUUACCUGAAAUACGUAUUUCUUAAUACCCUGUUUUUUUCUUUUCACGAUGUCCUCAGCUUAACAUUUUUUUAGUAUUUCUAAAGAGAAAUCCAAUUACUUUUAUGGUUAGGCUGCCUGAAUUUAACACCAUGUUGUUUAUAGCUGAAAAAGCGAGUGCCUUUUGCAGAAAGGGGAUUUGCAGUUGAAUUGAAUUUCUCUGCUGAAGUUAUAAGAAGAUGCUACCUCUGUUUCACUUAAACUUGUCUGCAUGCUUAUCACUGCAAGUGGUGCUUAUCUCUUUGUUUCCCUGCAGUUCUAAGACAUUGGUGGUGACUUAUUAUGCAGAGCGUUUUGUGCCAAUACCGUGGGUACAGAUGUGCGGUAUCGACUUUGAUUUCAGUCAGUUUAUAAUGUGAAAAUCUUUUAAACUUGCCAGUUGUCAUACUUCAUUAUUUCCAUAUGCCUCAGGUAAAAGUUCCUAUCAUUGUAGAAUCCAAAAAAAAAAAAAAAACCCACACACACCAUGUGUUGGAUACUGCAGAACAAUAUUGUAGAACUGUCAGUUGUCCUUCGUGUUUAACUAAUGGUUUUCUACUGUUAGCUCCUGCGUUGCUUAUUUCCUGUACUUGAAAACUUUGGA
Nothoprocta perdicaria is the source of this 5274-nucleotide messenger RNA. It is a transcript of the gene DAPK1, whose product is annotated as death associated protein kinase 1. NCBI's taxonomy places the organism in Eukaryota, Metazoa, Chordata, Aves, Tinamiformes, Tinamidae. The record is from RefSeq and is a predicted model, not a curated record. The transcript has 25 exons. Gene Ontology annotation, biological process: intracellular signal transduction; protein phosphorylation; positive regulation of apoptotic process. Gene Ontology annotation, molecular function: ATP binding; protein binding; protein serine/threonine kinase activity. The coding region runs from base 1 to 4290 and encodes 1429 amino acids. Gene Ontology annotation, cellular component: nucleus; cytoplasm.